Molecule: messenger RNA, 5097 nt
Organism: Hemibagrus wyckioides
Lineage: Eukaryota; Metazoa; Chordata; Actinopteri; Siluriformes; Bagridae
Exons: 12
Coding region: 1-5097 (1698 amino acids)
Biological process (GO): G protein-coupled receptor signaling pathway
Cellular component (GO): membrane
Molecular function (GO): G protein-coupled receptor activity
Source: RefSeq, a predicted model, not a curated record
AUGGAUUCUAUCCUUACACUAGUGCAUAUAAUAAUGGCAAUCAUUAAUUUUUCCAGGGCCCAAGAAAAUACUUGCAGCGUGCAUGGAGAUCCUGCAUACCCACAGCUAUGGAAGAAUGGUGAUAUCAUUAUUGGAGGAAUUUUCCCUUUCCACAGUAAAUGGGAGAUGACAGACUCAUCCUAUUCAGUCAUGCCACCUACAGUGAAUUGCAUGAGUCUGGAAUUUAGAGCCCUGCAGUAUUCACAGACCUUAAUAUUUGCAAUAGAGGAGAUCAACAACAGUUCAUCUCUACUGCCUGGAGUCUCACUGGGCUACAAGAUCUAUGAUACAUGUGGUUCUCCAGCACUGGGGGUGAAAGUAGCAAUGGCACUUGUGAAUGGAAAUGAGAACUCAGUGUCAGAGCAAAUCUGCACAAAGCCUGCACAGGUGCAAGCCAUAAUUGGAGAGACAUAUUCAUCAGUGUCCAUGGCUAUAUCAAAGAGUAUUGGACCUUUCAGCAUGCCCUUAAUCAGUUAUUAUUCCACCUGUGAGUGUCUGAGUGAUAAAAGGAUAUAUCCCUCAUUUCUGCGCACUAUUCCCAGUGAUUAUUACCAAACCAUAGCACUAGCAGAGAUGGUCAAGCACUUUGGCUGGACCUGGGUGGGAGCAAUAAGAAGAGAUGAUGAUUAUGGUAACAGCGGAAUGGCUGCAUUUACUAAAAUUGCAGAAAAACUUGGCAUAUGUUUUGAAUACUCUCUGCCAUUUUUCAGAACUUACUCACAAGAGAAAGUGUUGAGAAUUGUUGAGCAAAUUAAAAGCUCUACUUCCCGAGUUAUAGUGGGAUUUGUCACUCCCUGGGACCUGGAGAUUUUGCUUCAUGUAUUUUCUGAACACAACAUCACUGGAUAUCAGUGGGUAGGAACUGAAGGAUGGAUUGCUGAUCCAGUGGCAGCCACUUUGGACAAGUACAAUAUAUUGCAAGGAGCCGUAGGGCUAGCUAUUCCCAAAACAACAGUAAGAGGACUGAAGGACUUCAUUCUAGAUGUCAAACCAUUGAAAUCUGUAGGAAGUGCAAUUUUUAUAAAAUUUUGGGAAGCUAUGUUUAAUUGUAAAUAUAGCAUACAAAAUAAUUCAGAGAACAUACCAGUGUGCACAGGUGAAGAGAAAGUGUCUGACAUUGAAAACACCUUCACUGACAUGUCUAUGAUGCCAAUUUUCAGUAAUGUUUAUAAAGGAGUAUAUGCCAUUGCCCAUACACUCCAUGAACUUCUUGGCUGCAAACAAACCUGUCCUACGAAGAAGCAGCCUGAUCCUCUUACUUUUCUAGAACAGCUGAAAAAAGUGCGUUUUAAGACAAAAGAAGGUGAAGAGGUUUAUUUUGAUGAAAAUGGGGAUCCUCCGGCAAAAUAUGAAAUAAUAAACUGGCAAAAAAGUAAAGAAAACCAAUAUGAAUUUGUCACUGUUGGACUUUAUGACUCCUCUGUUCCUGCUCAGCAUCGUUUAGCAGUAAACAUGGCCUCCAUUAUCUGGGCACAAAAUACAAAUCAAAUGCCAAAAUCUGUAUGCAGUGAGAGCUGUCCUCCUGGCACAAGGAAAGCUGUACAGAAAGGAAAACCCAUCUGCUGUUUUGACUGUAUACCAUGUGCUGCUGGAGAAAUCAGUAAUAUAACAGAUGCUAUUAUAUGUGAACAAUGCCAGCAGGAUUACUGGUCAAAUGCACACAAAGAUGAAUGUGUAAAAAAGGAAAUCGAAUAUCUAUCCUAUGAAGAAACUAUGGGAAUUUUGCUAACAGCAGUGUCUAUUAUUGGUGCUUUAAUGACACUGGUAAUAGCAAUCAUAUUCUAUAGAUACAAAAAUACCCCAAUAGUCAAAGCAAACAACUCUGAGCUGAGCUUCCUGCUGCUCUUCUCUCUGACUCUGUGCUUCCUCUGUUCACUUACUUUCAUUGGAAGGCCCUCUGAGUGGUCCUGUAUGCUGCGUCACACAGCAUUUGGGAUCACCUUCGUCCUCUGUAUCUCCUGUGUUCUGGGAAAGACAAUAGUGGUGUUAAUGGCCUUCAGGGCUACACUUCCAGGCAGUAAUGUCAUGAAAUGGUUUGGGCCUCCACAGCAGAGACUCAGUGUACUUGCCUUCACUCUCAUACAGUUCCUCAUCUGUGUGCUUUGGUUGACAAUUUCCCCUCCUUUCCCCUUUAAAAAUCUAAAGCACUACAAGGAAAAAAUCAUUCUUGAAUGCAGUUUAGGUUCAAAUUUAGGUUUCUGGGCUGUGCUGGGUUAUAUAGCCCUUCUGGCUCUUUUAUGUUUUGUUUUGGCUUUCCUUGCCCGGAAGUUACCUGAUAAUUUCAAUGAAGCUAAAUUUAUCACUUUCAGCAUGCUGAUGUUCUGUGCAGUUUGGAUCACUUUUAUUCCAGCUUAUGUCAGCUCUCCUGGAAAAUUUACUGUAGCUGUAGAGAUAUUUGCCAUUUUAGCCUCAAGCUUUGGUUUACUAUUCUGUAUCUUUCUUCCAAAGUGUUACAUAAUCAUACUGAAACCAGAAAAAAACACCAAAAAACAAUUAAUGGGGAAGAUGGAGUCCAUUUUCACACUCUUGCAUGUUUUAAUGGCUAUCGUCAAUUUUUCCAGAGCUAAUAAUUCUACUUGUAGUCUGAGUGGAGAGCCUGUAUACCCACAUAUAUGGAAGGAUGGUGAUAUCAUAGUUGGAGCACUUUUCCCCUUUCAUAGUAAUUGUGACAUCACAGAACCAUCCUAUUCUGUCAGGCCAUCUUCAACAAAAUGUAUGAGUCUGGACUUCAGAGCUUUCCAGUAUUCACAGUCCUUGAUUUUUGCAACAGAGGAGAUCAACAAUAGUUCGUCUUUACUGCCUGGAGUCUCGCUGGGCUACAAGAUCUAUGACACCUGUGGUACCGCAGGAUUGGGGGUGAAAGUGGCAAUGGCUCUAAUUAAUGGAAAUGAGAACUCAGUCUCUGAAGAGAUCUGCACAAAGCCUGCACAGGUGCAAGCCAUAAUUGGAGAGACAUAUUCAUCAGUGUCCAUGGCUAUAGCAAAGAGUAUUGGACCUUUCAGCAUGCCCUUAAUCAGUUAUUUUGCCACCUGUGAGUGUCUCAGUGACAAAAGGAAAUAUCCCUCAUUUUUACGCACUGUUCCCAGUGAUUAUUACCAGAGCAGAGCCCUGGCAGAGAUGGUCAAACACUUUGGCUGGACCUGGGUGGGAGCAAUAAGAAGAGAUGAUGAUUAUGGUAACAAUGGGAUGGCCACUUUUACCAAAGUUGCAGAGCAACUUGGCAUAUGCUUAGAAUACUCUCUUCCAUUUUUUGGAACCUAUUCAAAGGAGAAAGUGCUAAGAAUUGUUGAGCAAAUUAAAAGCUCAACUUCUCGAGUAAUAGUGGGAUUUCUCACUCAAUGGGAUUUGGAAAUUUUGGUGCAUGUGUUUUCUGAACACAACAUCACUGGAUAUCAGUGGGUAGGAACCGAGGGCUGGAUCGCUGAUCCAAUAGUGGCCACACUAGAUAAGCACAACAUACUGCAAGGAGCCAUAGGGCUAGCUAUUCCCAAAACAAAGGUGGCCGGACUGGAGGACUUCAUUCUAGAUAUAAAGCCACUGGAAUCUGUAGGAAGUGCCAUUUUUACAAAAUUCUGGGAGAGUUUGUUUAAGUGUAAAUAUACAGUGCAGAAUGAUUCAGGGAACUCACCAGUGUGCACAGGAAAAGAGAAACUGUCUGAAAUGGACAGUGCUUUCACUGACAUGUCCCUGAUGCCUAUUUUCAGUAAUGUGUAUAAAGGAGUGUAUGCCAUUGCCCACACUUUACAUGACCUUCUUGGGUGCAAAGAAACAUGUCCUACAAAGAAGCAGCCUGAUCCUUUUACAUUUCUGGAACACCUCAAAAAGGUAAAUUUCAAGACCAAAGAAGGUGAAGAAGUUUAUUUUGAUAUAAAUGGUGACCCACCAGCAAAAUAUGAAAUAAUAAACUGGCAAUUAAAUAAAAAUAAUCAAAGUGAAUUUGUCACUGUUGGACUUUACGACUCCUCUUUACCUGCUGAUGGUCGAUUAGCAGUAAACCUGCCCUCGAUUGUAUGGGCACAAAAUAGCAAUAAGGUACCAAUAUCUAUAUGUCAAGAAAGCUGUCCUCCAGGCACUAGGAAAGCUGUACAGAAAGGAAAACCCAUCUGCUGCUUUGACUGUAUUCCAUGUGCUGCAGGAGAGAUCAGUAACAUGACAGAUGCUAUUGAAUGUGAACAAUGCCAUCAGGAUUACUGGUCAAAUGCACACAAAGAUAAUUGUGUAAAGAAGGAAAUUGAAUAUUUGUCCUAUGAAGAAACAAUGGGAAUUUUGCUAACAGUAGUGUCCAUUAUUGGUGCAUUUAUGACGAUGGUAAUAGCAAUCAUUUUCUUUAGAUAUAAAGACACACCAAUAGUCAAGGCCAAUAACUCUGAGCUGAGCUUCCUGCUGCUCUUCUCUCUGGCUCUGUGCUUCCUCUGUUCACUUACAUUCAUUGGUCAGCCCUCUGAGUGGUCCUGUAUGCUACGACACACAGCGUUUGGGAUCACCUUCGUCCUCUGUAUUUCCUGUGUUCUUGGAAAAACCAUAGUGGUGUUAAUGGCCUUCAGGGCUACACUUCCAGGCAGUAAUGUCAUGAAAUGGUUCGGGCCUCCACAGCAGAGACUCAGUGUACUUGCCUUCACUCUCAUACAGAUUCUUAUUUGUGUGCUUUGGUUAACAAUAUCCCCUCCUUUUCCUUUCAAGAAUCUAAAACACUACAAAGAGAAGAUCAUUCUAGAAUGUCAUUUAGGCUCCAGCUUAGGUUUCUGGGCUGUGCUGGGUUAUAUAGGACUUUUGGCACUUUUAUGUUUUGUUUUGGCGUUCCUCGCCCGAAAGUUACCUGAUAAUUUUAAUGAAGCUAAAUUCAUCACAUUCAGCAUGCUGAUGUUCUCUGCAGUCUGGAUCACUUUUAUUCCUGCUUAUGUGAGUUCACCUGGGAAGUUUACUGUAGCUGUGGAGAUAUUUGCAAUUUUAGCAUCAAGCUUUGGUUUGCUAUUCUGCAUCUUUCUUCCAAAAUGUUAUAUAAUCAUACUGAAGCCAGAAAAAAACACUAAAAAGCAAAUGAUGGGAAAAGCUAAGUAA